CCCCCGGAAGUUCCAGAAUCUGCCUCUGUUGGAUAUACCGGGCAACGACUGCGGAUUAGACACGAGAUCGUGUAUAAAUGGUAAAACUUUUAGCAUGGUCGAAACUAGGUUUACUUUUGCGGAAAUGGUGAAUAUCCUACUUUUGUAAACACUGUUUCGUUUAUUUUACUCACCGUGAAGAAAAUCUUACAUAAUCCGAUCAAGCACAAACAGAUGAGUUUGUUUAGCACUACCAAUGGUCCAUAAAACUUCGUGAACAAGGAUGGUGGAAGUAAUUGAUGAAAACUAUACGAAUACGAAGAUAUAUAAAUGAGAACAACGUUGUUUUUUUCUGCUGGAUAAUAUUUGAAUUUUGAAUAUUGUUUUCUGACAAAUGCCUGACCUGCCUAUAAACUAGCUGAGAUGAUGGUAUGAUGACUAACAGACUAAGAAGUGUUUCUUUUUAGGAAUAGUGCCAUCGUCAUCGAAGUCGGCAGGCAGGAGAAAGAGAAUUACCCAACCUUCAUCGAGUGCAAGGAAUAGAAAUUGUGUUUCCAUUUUAAUGUGGAAAUGAGGAAGAUUCACAUAACACAGAGCUAGACAAUUAAGGACGAUGGCAUAUCCAUUCGACCAAGAAAUCAGUGCUUCAUCAGUGGUUGGUGCCCGAGCUGUGAGUCUUCAUCAAUCGAGUAUCAAGGAACAACGCAAACUUGAGGAGAAUCUUCAAUCAUUGUCCAAAGAAAUGCGAUCCCGAAUGAACCAACUAGACUCGGAGACGAGUGAAAUGCGUCGCCACGCCGUCCGGAUGUUUGACUCCGUACGACGAAAAGAACACCAGAGAAUGACGCAGUCGCGUCAAGAAAUAGCCAACCUACACUCAUCGGGAAGUUCAGAUGAUAUAACCAAUCUCUUCUCGGGACCUUCUUCGCGAGCAAAUUCUGCUGGACGUUUGAAAACGGCGCAGUUACCGCGUCGCCCAAGUAAAUCAAGCGAUGGGGCGCCGUCACAGGUAUCACUUAGCCGGUGCUACUCGUCACCAGCGUCCAUUGAUAAAGUCGGUCCAAAUUUUGAUGUGGAGCUAGCAACAGAACCGAAAGGUGAUUUCAGUGAUGAAAGUAUUGCCGCAGACGCAGCUUCGAUUCCAGUCACAGACCUGCCAAACUUCUGCACCGGACGAGAACUUGGAAUGAUUGGGGAAAUGGUGACCAAUGAAGAUGUGAACGAGGACAAUGACAACACUGUCUUGGACCAUAAACCAAACCACUCAAGAGUUGAGUCGUCACCACAUUUACUUAGAAGGCAUUCGCAGACUAAUUUGAAUCUGAGGUCGACAUCGCAUAUCGGGGACGAGCGUGCGAAACUAAUGACGAGACGUCGACGCACUUCGGACAUCGUUAAACCAGUGACCACUUCACCUGGGAUGAGACCUUCCAGACGGCAUAGCUCUCACGAGCCUGCCUUCUUGACAAACACAACGGGAACUCGUAGCAACCAAGAGCUUUUACUGCAUCGUACAUCAUCAGUUAACUUGCCUCCUCUACGACACCCAUCAUACAUGGGACGUCGUAGUGUCCAGUCUGACAGUCAAAUCAUGUCUCCACCUUUGUCUCCGAACGAAUCACCGCGCAGCGUCGUCGGUGCUCGUCACAACCAAAAUGCGUCAUUUCGACGCGCAUCUCACACCGAAUCCUCUCCGUGUAUCAUGAAACAAACCUUUGCCUCGACACCUAGGCGGAGCGUGUCACAAGUAGUUGGUGAGCUGGUACACAUCGAGGAAAUCCGACGUCAUUCCAGAGGUACUUCCUUGCAGGAUGGUGUUCGCAAAGCUCGAGGAGCGUUGCAAAGCAAAUCAUUCCCGUUCAACAGCACACAAAGGGCUGAUGUUGCUUGUACGUCCAUGUCCAAGACACAAUCCCUGGGGGAUAUAUUUGAUGAACUUAAAGACUGCCGAUAUUUACGGAUCUCAAACCAAGACUCUACAGCUUAAAGAUAAAGAUAUAGACUGUACGUGUUCCUCAGGAAUCCAUAAAGCUUAAAGAUUUAAUCAAUUAGAUUGAAAAAAAACUACAAAGGCUUCAAGGAAACAUGAUUAAUACAGUGUAAAUCCACUUUUUUAUGUAUAGUAAUGCCUAGUUAGAGGUCAAGUCCACUUCAGAAUGUUGAUUUGAAUUAACAGAGAAAAAUCAGACAAGCAUAAUACUGAAAAUUUCAUCAAAAUCGGAUGUAAAAUGAAAAGGUUAUGAUAUUUUAAAGUUUCGCUUAUUUUUCACAAAAUAGUUAUAUGCACAAUUUAGUCACAUGCAAAUGAGAGAAUCGAUGUCAUUCACUCACUAUUUCUUUUGUUUUGUAUUGUUUGAAUCAUACAAUAUUUCAAUUUUUACAGAUUUGAAAAUAAGGACAAACUUGACUGAACCACAUAAUGUUUAACAAUGGUAAUUCCACAUGUUCAGGGUGAAAUAAAAACUUUGUUUCACAGGACAAUGAGGAGAAAAUUAGAAUAUUUCAUAUAAUAAAAUACAAAAGAAAAAGUGAGUGAGUGAUGUCAUCACUUCCCCCAUUUGCAUACCGACCGGGAUGUGCAUAUAAUAAUUAUGUGAAAUUAAGCGAAACUUCAAAAUGUCAUAAUUUUCUUAUUUUACAUCCGAUUUUGAUGAAAUUUUCAGUGUUAUGCUCGUAAGAUUUUUCUCUUUUUAUUCAAAUCAACUUUUUGUUGGGGGGACUUGUCCUUAAUCACUCCACUGACCGUACGCAGCGAAUUAGACAAAGUGUUACCUUGAAGUUACUUUGAUGGUCACAUCUUCACGACGAGGGUGUACAGAUGAGUGUGGCAGUAAUAAGGAGGCUCUUAGAGCCCAUUUAAAAACCCAAUUGUGUUGAAGAUGAACCAAUGGGAAGAAAAGAAAAGGAAAGUAUAGACGAAGAGGGCGUAGAUCAGGCGACAAUUUACGGUAUACGAAAUUACGUUUGAUGAAAAAAAUUGUACAUAGGAUUUGUUAUUCCGAGAUUCUUUAAACCGGAAAUGAAAUAAGGUUCGUUAUUCCGAAUGUUCGUAUAUAUCCAAAUGUGUUUUUUUUUAUUCCGAAAAGGAAAUGAGGUAAGUCGAUAUGAAAACAAUAUUUAAAAAUCAUCAUUUUGAAUUUUAAUAUUUGAAGUCGCUAUUCUAAAUGUUCGAUAGUCAGGCAAAGAAGACUUUCACAGGGGCCGCGGAACGGUAUUGAAAGUGGAUGGGGACUGAGCAAAAAGUGGGGGAGGGGGCUGACCAUACGUUUUUUUUGUACACGGUUAUGGCAAAAAGUGCGGGGGCUAAAGGCCGCAGCCCCCCCCCCCCGUUUCCUCGGCCCCUGUUUUUUAUUCAUACUUACUAAUCUAAUUUCAUUUUCGUUUGAACGUACCUCCGGAAUAACGAGUCUUAUUAUUCAUUGCAGGAUAACAGCCCUUCGGAUUAUUAUUUUAUUUUAACUCUUAUACGAUUAAUCAACCUCUUGCCAUUCGCGUUUAUCGGAAUCAUGAAACUGUGGAUUUUCUCAUGAACGAAUCCCAACUUAUGAACUUCAUUAUUGGUCUCUCAAAAAAUCGUAAUAAUGACCCUUAUCAGGGGCCGCGGAACGAUUUUGAAAGUGGGGGCUGAGACAAAAGUGGGGGGGGGGGCUGGCCAUGAAAAAAAAUCACAUCAGGUUGUUAUUUUUUUUUAAAGUGGGGGCUGAAGCCCACACGCCCCCUCCCCCGCUUCCGCGGCUCCUGCUUAUUUCGUUUUCGAAUCAACCAAGCUUCGGAAUAUCGAAACUUAUUUCAUCGUCGGAAUAAAAAUCUUCGGAUUAUAUCGAACCUCCAGACGAUUCGAGCUUUCUGUAUAAUGAACCUUUGGAAUAAGGAGCUGCAUUAAUACAAUAUAUAGACGAUGUAUUUCGUUGAGAUGAUGGCGUGGAAAUGUUGGCGCUAUUGCCGUUUGAUAGUAUCGGCUGUAAUCAUGGUAAUUGCAUGAAUCAUUUUAGCAUUUGUGAUAGGGUCCAUGAUUUUAGUGAAGCCAUUAUCACCAAUUGAUAUUCUCAAUAGCUUAGACGUGAAAUAUAAUGAAGUUGUCAUUACAUUCAUUACAUAGAUAUACUUGUUAAUUGUGAUCUAUAGAAAAGUACAUAAAAAGUAUUGUUUCAUGAAAUUAUGCAGAUCUAUAUACGUUUAUGAAUAAAACCGGACCUUUAUUUCACAA
Messenger RNA from Lytechinus pictus (painted urchin), 4186 nucleotides. RefSeq lists its product as uncharacterized. Bases 593 to 1966 code for a protein of 457 amino acids. NCBI's taxonomy places the organism in Eukaryota, Metazoa, Echinodermata, Echinoidea, Temnopleuroida, Toxopneustidae. The transcript is spliced from 2 exons. The record is from RefSeq and is a predicted model, not a curated record.